Molecule: messenger RNA, 2275 nt
Organism: Exophiala xenobiotica
Lineage: Eukaryota; Fungi; Ascomycota; Eurotiomycetes; Chaetothyriales; Herpotrichiellaceae
Exons: 1
Coding region: 201-1934 (577 amino acids)
Biological process (GO): transmembrane transport; monoatomic cation transport
Cellular component (GO): membrane
Molecular function (GO): monoatomic cation transmembrane transporter activity
Source: RefSeq, a predicted model, not a curated record
CACAAGUCGAAGGCUUCCCUUCUUCAAGGACAACUCGAUGUACCAAGCUCAUCCUGCCAAGAUGCUCUGCUUACUGGCGGGAAACAGAUGACCAGGGACCUGUUGCCAGCUACGUAUUCCGUACACUGCCUAGCAAGCACUGUCCACGUUGAGACGAGUGUCACGACCGUCAACCUCGACCUUUGUUCGCCUCCGCCAAUAUGGAGAUACCCAGCACUCCUCAGAGACCUGACUACCGCCUCAGCGGGCUCUCACACUUCAUUCCCUUGAACGACGACUCUCCUGGCGCAGUGUCAACCCGAGGCCAACGUCUCCCAAGUCUUCUCCAGUCUCGAUCGACCACCUCUCUUUUCAGCCUACCCAAGCGUGGCCGCCAACCCCAGCCCCGUCGCGGCUCCUUCACGAGCCACCACAGCACCGAAGACGAAGAACAUGGCGUGUCAGUCGACGAACUAGAGCCGCUGCGCAAGAGGCGUAGUGCGCACUCGCCGAUGGAAAUCGACGCGCGAAGAAUGAGCCUGGGACCCGAGAUCCUCAAUACUCCUCCGAUGCGCAGCAUGCGGCUCAUCGGGCAAAGCAAUCCCAGAUAUUUUUGGCACAAAUAUUACAAGACAGAGGAGGAGCUGGCACGGAUGAAGAAGCCCAUCCGGAAAUACUACGAGCGCAACAAUUUCCUGAUUGCUCAGUACAUGUACAUUGACAGACUGCUCGACUCAAGCCUCCCACACGAUCUGAUCCAGGAGUACAAUCAACCCGCGAAUGGAAAUGGGUACACAUCCACUAUGAAGACCAUAUCCGAGGAACGAGAAUUGGGCAGCACCACAUCAAUGACGGCCCUCUCCAACGCCAACAGCAACAGCAAUGCCAACGCCAACGCCAACGCCAACGAGCCCCCGACACCGACCGACACCAGGCUCAAACGCACGCCCAAGAACCUUUACAAGUUGCCCAACAAUGAAAACACUCCCUUGCUAGCAGACGAAGAACACGGCAGCGAACCCUUCCCCGACAUCAACCUCGACGAUCUAGACGAGAACGUCGAACUCGAUGACCCCAUCGUUGCGAUCGCUGUCUAUGUCAACCUCGCCGCGAAUAUUGUCCUACUUGCGGGCAAAAUCGCGGUGAUAAUCAUGACCUCGUCACUGUCCGUGCUCGCCUCCUUGGUUGACGCAGCGCUCGACUUCAUCAGUACGGCCAUUGUUUGGACAACCACGAAACUCAUCUCGCAACAAGACCAGUACGCGUAUCCGGUCGGCCGCCGGCGCCUCGAACCCGUGGGAGUCCUAGUCUUCAGCAUUAUCAUGAUCACCUCCUUCUUCCAGGUAAGCCUAGAGUGCUUCAACCGGCUCCUCUCGCCAGACCACAGCGUCGUCGAACUCGGCAUCCCCGCCAUUGCCAUCAUGCUCAGCACCGUCGCAAUCAAGGGCUUCUGCUGGUUCUGGUGCCGUCUCGUGCGCAAUUCCUCCGUCCAAGCGCUCGCCCAAGACGCCGCGACAGACGUCGUCUUCAACACAUUCUCCAUCAUCUUCCCGCUCGUCGGCUACUACGCUCGCGUCUGGUGGUUGGACGCCCUGGGCGGCCUUCUCCUGUCGUUGUACGUCAUAUUCAACUGGAGCAAAACCAGUUCGGAACACGUCCGGAACUUGUGCGGCGCUGCGGCGACCGCCGACCAGCGCAACGUCCUGCUCUACCUGACCAUGCGCUUCGCCAAGACGAUCCGGUACAUCCAAGGACUGCAGGCGUACCACGCAGGCGACAAGUUGAACGUCGAGGUCGACAUCGUGCUCGAUGAGAACAUGAGCCUCCGCGAUACGCACGAUCUCAGCGAGAGUCUGCAGUACGUCUUGGAGAGUGUGCCCAUGGUCGACCGCGCGUUCGUGCACGCCGAUUAUGCCAUGAUGAAUCUGCCCAGCCAUAUGAAUCAGCAGAGUUAGAGUUGAUUUUUUGGUCGUGGGUCUUCGCGCGAUACUACGGAUAAUUGUCUCUUUGAAAGGGCCACUGGUCCCGUUAGAUUUUGGAGUGUGUAACUAUUACUGUUACUAUUACCGUUACUAUCCUGUUACUAUUAGUAUUAGUAUUACUACAUACUGCGACCGUCGCAAAAGAAUGGGUGGGAAUAGACGAGGACGAUGCAAUUGCCGCAGAAGGAUAGGGCCAGAUUUUGCAGGCGGCAAGGAAGAUCAGGACAGGAUUUAGUUGCUAGACACAGAACCUGAUAUUCGAUCUCCCGCCAAAAAUGAGGUGGUAUACUCCGUAUUCAGAAUUAAUAUCUUCG